Eruca vesicaria subsp. sativa (arugula) is the source of this 1053-nucleotide messenger RNA. Lineage: Eukaryota; Viridiplantae; Streptophyta; Magnoliopsida; Brassicales; Brassicaceae. The record is from the annotation of a GenBank genome assembly.
AUGAAGAAAUGUUUAGUAGGAGGAGCCUUUAUAAUAGUGUUGAUUGCAUUAGGAGCAUGGGCUAUUAUUUCUUGUAUACCUCCACCUUCCAACAGAUGCGGUACGCCCGGUGGACCGCCUAUUACUGCCCCUAGGAUACGGCUAAGUGAUGGACGCUAUCUAGCCUACGAAGAACAUGGUGUUAGUAGGAAAAAUGCAACCUUCAAGAUCAUCUUUAUCCAUGCUUUCGCCACCUUCAGACGUGAUGCUGUUAUUGCCAACCGUGUUCGUCCUGGGUUUCUUGAGAAGAACGGCAUCUACGUAGUAUCAUAUGACCGACCUGGUUAUGGAGAGAGCGAUCCUCACUCCCGUCGCAGUGAAAAGACAUUAGCUCAAGACGUUGAACAACUCGCUGACCAGUUACAACUUGGUUCUAAAUUUUACGUGGUUGGAUAUUCAAUGGGAGGCCAAGCCGUUUGGGGUGUUCUCAAGUACAUCCCUCACAGACUCGCUGGAGCCACACUGCUUGCUCCUGUAACCAACUCAUGGUGGCCUAGUUUCCCGGAUAGUUUAACUUGGGAGCUAUGGAACAAGCAAACUAAAACCGAAAGAUUUACCAUGCUCGUUACUCAUUACACACCAUGGCUACUCUACUGGUGGAACAAUCAAAAGCUGUUCCAAACAUCAGCUGUGAUGCAAUCAAGCCCUACGAUAUUCUCUCCUCAAGAUAUGGCUUUACUACCCAAGCUGGCUGUAAGAGUGUCUUACAAGAACCAAACAACGCAACAAGGUGCACACGAAUCGUUAGACAGGGACUUGAUUGUUGGGUUUGGGAAAUGGAGUUUUGAUCCUAUGAAGAUUGAGAAUCCGUUUCCGAAAGGUGAAGGGUCGGUGCAUUUGUGGCAAGGGGAUGAUGAUAGGCUUGUGCCGAUACAGCUACAAAGGAUCAUUGCUCAGAAACUAAGUUGGAUAAAGUAUCAUGAGAUUCCAGGGGCUGGUCAUUUGUUUCCAAAUGCUGAUGGGGUGGCUGAAACUAUUUUGAAGGAACUAUUGCCUAUUCCCCAAGCAUCUUAA